AUGGGAGGUAAAAUUAUAUCACUUACUACAGACAACACAACCAACAUGGUAUCUAUUGGAGAAAAGCUAUCAAACGAAUUGGAAUUAAGAUUUGGAAAACAUUAUAGAUGUGUAUCACAUAUCAUAAAUCUAGCAGUAGAUAGAACUUGCAUUGAGACAAGGUGGAAUUCCACUUAUUUAAUGAUUGAAAGAUUCAUUGAAAUAAGAUCAAUUAUUGAGUGUUUAUUUAAUAAUAAUUAUGGAGAAUUAAAAUACUUAACACGUCAGAUUGGAUGCAUAUUGAUUGGAAUAAAACCAGUCUAUGAAGCAGCCAAGUUAUUAUCAUCAUCGUCUUCAUAUGCAACAAUUGGUGAUGUAAGAUUAGCUUUUAUUUGUAUGUUUAUCACACCAGAUCAUUAUCUCAAUGCACUACAACAAUCAGUAAAACUUGGCGAAUAUUUUUAG
This is a messenger RNA of Entrophospora candida, 444 nucleotides long. Lineage: Eukaryota; Fungi; Glomeromycota; Glomeromycetes; Entrophosporales; Entrophosporaceae. The record is from the annotation of a GenBank genome assembly.